AUGGUAAACGGAGUAGUUUUUAGCGAUAGACAGGAAAGAAUUUCGUACACACCUCCAGCGAGCCCGGUACCAAAUUACACUUCCUCGUCACCACUACAUGUCCCAGUGCCUCGAGCGAUCAGGAUGGAGGAAGACGCGAUCCGCCUGCCGGCGCACCUGCGUCUGCAGCCCGUGUACUGGAGCCGGGACGAUGUGGCACAGUGGCUCAGAUGGGCGGAGAAGGAGUUUUCCUUGAGGCCCAUUGAGAGCAACACCUUUGAGAUGAAUGGCAAGGCUCUGCUGCUUCUGACCAAAGAGGAUUUUCGAUACAGGUCUCCUCAUUCAGGUGAUGUUCUGUAUGAACUCCUUCAGCAUAUCCUGAAGCAGAGGAAAGCUCGUAUGCUGUUCCCACCUUUCUUCCACCCUGGGAACUCUCUUCAUGCUCAGCCAGAGGUCAUAUUACACCAGAAUCAUGAUGAAGAUACCUUUGUCCAGAGGCCUUCAAGACCAUCCACAGAAGCAGUCCACCACAAUCCCCCAACCAUUGAACUAUUGCACCGUUCUAGAUCACCUGUCACCAACAAUCACCGUCCGUCACCAGAUCCCGAUCAGCGGCCACUGAAGUCCCCUAUGGACAACACUAUCCGUCGCCUCUCUCCUGCUGACAGGGUGCCAGGGACAAGGCAUCAGCAGGAGAACAACCACCAAGAGCCCUAUCCUCUCUCAGUGUCCCCAAUAGAAAACAACCACUGUCCACCUCCUUCUGAAAUGCUCCAAAAGCCUUCCAGCCCUCGUCAGGAGAACACCAGGGUCAUCCAGCUGAUGCCCAGUCCUAUCAUGCAUCCUUUGAUACUGAAUCCCAGGCACUCCGAUUUCAAACCAUCAAGGUUGUCUGAUGAUGGGCUGCACAGGGAGGUAAAGCCAAUCAACCUGUCCCACCGGGAAGAGUUAGCUUAUAUGAACCACAUCAUGGUGUCUGUCUCCCCUCCUGAGGAUCAUACAAUGCCAAUUGGAAGAAUAGCAGACUGUAGGUUGCUUUGGGAUUAUGUUUAUCAGCUGCUUUCUGACAGCCGGUACGAGAACUUCAUCCGAUGGGAAGAUAAGGAAUCCAAAAUAUUUCGGAUAGUGGAUCCCAACGGGCUGGCCCGUCUGUGGGGAAACCACAAGAACAGAACAAAUAUGACCUAUGAGAAAAUGUCCAGAGCCCUACGCCACUACUACAAACUAAAUAUUAUCCGGAAGGAGCCAGGACAAAGGCUUUUGUUCAGGUUCAUGAAGACCCCAGAUGAGAUUAUGAGUGGCCGAACAGAUCGUCUUGAGCACCUUGAAUCCCAGGAACUGGAUGAACAAAUAUACCAGGAAGAUGAGUGCUGAAGAGCAGUGGUGCAACCGCUUCUGUGGGCCCAUGGGAGGAGCACCUGCCUGGAUGGCCAGCAUGGUUUGGGAGGGGUAGCAACGCACAGAGCAGAACUUGGGGUUGCCACUUAGCUUGAAGACCGUACAGGACCUGAAGCACCUUAACAAGACAAACUAACAGACAGAAGUGGUGCUGGCAGCAAAAUAGAGGGGAGAAAGCCUGGACUUAUGCACUACUUCACUGUUCCUACAGAGUCUCCCUUGAGUUCUUUCUUUCUUUUUGGUUUGUUUCAGUUUCAGUUUUUUGUUUUUUUGUUUUUUUGUUUUUUUUCCCUUAAUAAACAUACAGUUUGACUUUCCUUAUCUCACAUAGGACAAGACGUCAGAUUUUUCUUUUUUUCUUUUUUCUUUUUUUUUUUUUUCUGAAGGCUUUCCUAUGGAAAUAGAGCAGUCAUUUUCUGUGCAAGUCUCAUGAUAAUAACACAGCAUAAAACAGUAGCAACACAGAGGGAUUUGCUCAAAGGUUCCAGUUUGUUUGGAUCCAUUUACUUGUGCUGCCACUGGGAAAUGUCUUGAAACUACCAAAAGAAUUUGCAACACAUAUCUAUCCAAUGAAGAGAAGUCACCCUUCACAUAUAGGCUGGGACGUCUUCCCAGAAUAGCCUGGGCUCACAGCGAGUCCUGCAAGUCACUGUUAACUACUGGCGUAUGGACCAAAACCAAUCACCUAAGUGCUCCGGGGAGGAGAAAAAUAAAUGUGACAGACCUCUGCAA
Molecule: messenger RNA, 2109 nt
Organism: Nothoprocta perdicaria
Lineage: Eukaryota; Metazoa; Chordata; Aves; Tinamiformes; Tinamidae
Gene: ETV6
Product: ETS variant 6
Exons: 8
Coding region: 1-1353 (450 amino acids)
Biological process (GO): regulation of transcription by RNA polymerase II; cell differentiation
Cellular component (GO): nucleus
Molecular function (GO): sequence-specific DNA binding; DNA-binding transcription factor activity, RNA polymerase II-specific
Source: RefSeq, a predicted model, not a curated record